AUGAAGAUUAAUGUAGAUAUUUGCUUGCUGACGAGCAUACCUGUGACGAUGUCAAGAACAAGUCAUUAUAAAAGAUUCUACCCAAACAUCGUAGUUGAGGCUUGUGGGAUCGAAAAAGCAGAGAUUGCUCAACAAGUUCAUGUCUACAUCAGUCUAACGGCAUGUUUUUCAUGUCUUACAACAAUUCCCAAGCGUCAAUAUGUCAAAAACGAUAUCAUUAAUGUGAGUAGAAAGAAAGAAUGUGAAUGUGAAAAAAUAUGUGUUCGUUCGAUUGAGGAGAAUCACCGUUGUAAAGGAAAGAAAAAUAAUAGAGAACUGAUGUCGUCACCAAAAACCAAAGCUAACACAUGUUUUGCAGAAGGCAGUAGAGAGAAAAUUAAUAAUAAAAAAAGGCAACACAAACUAAGUUUUGUAUUGAAAAAAUGCCGGUCAAAAGAGAGAAGCAAAAAAAUGAAAAAAACCAUAAGAAUUUCUCUUGUCUCAACUCAAACCAUUACACUAGCACAAAUUUUAAAAAUAUAA
Molecule: messenger RNA, 522 nt
Organism: Clunio marinus
Lineage: Eukaryota; Metazoa; Arthropoda; Insecta; Diptera; Chironomidae
Source: the annotation of a GenBank genome assembly